This is a messenger RNA of Thunnus maccoyii (southern bluefin tuna), 6783 nucleotides long. RefSeq names its product titin-like. NCBI's taxonomy places the organism in Eukaryota, Metazoa, Chordata, Actinopteri, Scombriformes, Scombridae. The coding region runs from base 1 to 6693 and encodes 2230 amino acids. The transcript is spliced from 17 exons. Gene Ontology annotation, biological process: visual perception. The record is from RefSeq and is a predicted model, not a curated record.
AUGCUUUGGGAAUUUGUACUUGUGCUGCUGUUCGUCUUCGCGCCACAGGCUCCUGGAAUUAAAGAGAGCGCCGCCAGGCUCGACUCGAGCGUGAAAACAGAAGCAGGUGUUGGCUCCACGCGUUUGGCGGAGCUGCUGAGGUCGUCCACACACACCAGAGGUUUGGGGUUUGAACAACAACAUAGAUCCAGGAGAUCCGUGUUUUUACACUCUGGAGUGAGAAUCUGCCCCCAAGAAACCAUCAAUGAAGUGCUCGCCAGCCACCAGGCUUAUUACCAACUCAGAGUUUGUCAGGAGGCUGUGUGGGAGGCGUUCAGGAUCUUCUUCGACAGGAUCCCCGGGACGACGGAGUACCAGAGAUGGGUUCACACGUGUCAACACGAGUCGCUCUGCAUCUCCGACCUCGCCAAAAACUUCAGCAGCGCCGACGAGCACAUGAGCAUGAUUCACAGGAGGAUGAACCGGAUGAGAGACGGGAGGCCUCCAUCACGAAGUGUGCUGACUCCACCACCAAAACAAAAGGUCCCUGAGAUAGCAGGUCCGGAGGUUCAGACCACCGUUGCCGCCCCGUCAGCAGACCCAGUGAAUAUCACCAGCACCACCGUCCUUCCCAGCCCCGUGAGCGCCUCUCCAACCCCCGCCAUCGAUCAGACCGAGCCAGCCGUGGAGGUCAAGCCAGCCGUGGAGGUCGAGCCAGCCGUGGAGGUUGAGGAGGUUGAGGAGGUUGAGGAGGUCGAGGAGGUCGAGGAGGUCAAAGAGGUUGAGGAGGUCGAGGAGGUUGAAGAGGUUGAGGAAGUCGAGGAGGUUGAAGAAGUUGAAGAGGACUCAGAGCUUCCUAAUGUGGUCCCUGAGAGUCCGGUGGAGCAGAUAGUGGAGUUCAGUAUCGACCUGGUGGACCCGGGUUACAGAGAGCUGCUGGACGACCCAGACUCCCCUCAGUACAUCGACCUGGCUCAUCACCUGCAGGACCAGAUGCAGCAUGUUUUUGACAAACUUCCAGGAUUUAAAGCCAUCCAUGUGCUGGGAAUCAGCGAGACCCAGGACACUGACGGGCCUGGAGGAAUCUCAGUCCACUACUCUCUCGUCUUUGAGAUUAACUCACCUAAAAUCAACUCUGAGAAUUCAGAGACAGCGACCAGCACUCCACAGUCUGCAGUUGACUCCAAGCUCAAGGAAAUGGUGACCAAGGCUUUGCGUGAGGAGGCGUCUUUGCCAAUUGAUCUGGACUCGCUUAACUUCGAACCAGAAUCUGUCCUCCUACCAGCACUGACAUCAACCUCUUCAGUAGAAGUGGUGAAUGAGUCCAGCGAGCCUGAUUCCCACAACGAGUUUGAAGUUUUCACUGAUGAGCCGGACGUUGAUAAACCUCGGCUGGUGGUUCCCCUCACUCCGUUGGAGAAGGAAAACGCCCUUGUGACCCUGCUGGAUCCCACAGCUGUCCCAGAUGAUGAGAUGACUGCAGUGACUGGUGGGAUAUCAGAGAGCAGUGAUCAACCCCCGGCCCCAGAGGAUAUCAGUGAUGAGUCAGAGGAAAUUUAUGUGAGUGAACCCGAGCAAUCAAAUGAAGAAGGGGAGGAAGAAGAAGUGCUGUUCAUUACACAUGAGAUUGAAACCAUUCAUCAUGAUGAAACUGGUGAACUUGUGAGAGACUACAUCCCAACUCCUUCUGUGAUUCUCGAGAUGGAGACAGAUGCUCCAUAUAUCAAUAUGUCUCCUAACCUGAUAUCAGAGGAAGAUCUGACUCCUAUUGAUGAGGACAGCAAAAAUCCCAGUUUGGAUAUUAUUCAGCUUACCCCUACCACUACUACUCUUGCUGAAGAGGAGCCGUCUGACUUGGGACUCCCAGUCACAACACUCUCAGCCAUCACAGGCCAGCCACCCACUGAGCCAACAGCAAACAUUCAAGAAGAAGUUAACGCUCUCCCAGAUGAGGAAGAGGUAGAUUUGGGUGUACCUAACAGUCAUAACCCCAGUGAGGCUUCGGAAACAGAGAACCAGGAUGUUUCAGAAUUAGAAACUGAUGUUGAAUUGCUAGAACCAGAGGGAGAGUUAGUGGCGGAACCUGAUGAAGAAGUCCUUGAGGUUUUGGUGCCAACACCUGAACUAACUGAGGUGUCUGAACCAGAGGAAGAGAAUUCAGAAGAAUCAGAAUCAGAGAUAGGCAUGCCUGAAGUUUCAGAGCCAGAGGAAAAAGUAGAGGAAGUCUCAGAGCCGGAGGAGUCAGUGGUAGAAAACCAAGAGGAGUUGGCAGUUACAGAGCCAGAGGAUAUGGCAGUUGAUGUUACAGGAAUGGAGGAGAAUGAGCUUGAAAUUUCAGAGCCAGUAGGGGUUUUAGAGAUAGAAGAAUUUGAACAAGGGGCAGAACCAGACUAUAGCGCAGUUGAGGUUUUGGAGGAGGAAGGAGUGGAAGAAGUUGAAGUUUUGCAACCAGAAGAGGAAAUAGUUGAAGUUACAAAAGAGGUAGAACAGGUUCAAGAACCAGAAGAAGAUAUAGUUGAGGUGUCAGAUCCUGCUACAGAACCAGAUGCGAUUGAUGUUUCAGAACAAGUUCCAGAACCAGAGGAAGAGUCAGAAAUAGGUGGAUAUGUAGAUGAGGUUUCAGAACAAGAAGAACAGGUGGUUGAAGCUGCAGGAUCAGAAGAAACAGUAUCUGAAGUUUCUGAGGAAACAGUACCUGAAGUUCCUGAGGAAAUAGUACCUGAAGAUUCUGAGGAAACAGUACCCGAAGUACCUGAGGAAACAGUACCUGAAGUACCUGAGGAAACAGUGCCCGAAGUUCCUGAGGAAACAGUACCUGAGGUUUCCGAGGAAACAGUACAUGAAGUUUCCGAGGAAACAGUACAUGAAGUUUCCGAGGAAACAGUACCUGAUGUUUCCGAGGAAACAGUGCCUGAAGUUCCUGAGGAAACAGUACCUGAGGUUCCUGAGGAAACAGUACCUGAAGUUCCUGAGGAAACAGUACCUGAAGUUUCUGAGGAAACAGUACCCGAAGUUCCUGAGGAAACAGUACCUGAGGUUUCUGAGGACAUAGUACCUGAAGUACCUGAGGAAACAGUAGCCGAAGUUCCUGAGGAAAGAGUACCUGAAGUUCCUGAGGAAACAGUACCUGAGGUUUCUGAGGAAACAGUAGCCGAAGUUCCUGAGGAAACUGUACCUGAAGUUCCUGAGGAAACAGUACCUGAAGUUCCUGAGGAAACAGUAGCCGAAGUUUCUGAGGACAUAGUACCUGAAGUUCCUGAGGAAACAGUACCUGAAGUUCCUGAGGAAACAGUAGCCGAAGUUUCUGAGGAAACUGUACCUGAAGUUCCUGAGGAAACAGUACCUGAAGUUUCUGAGGAAAUAGUACCCGAAGUUUCUGAGGAAACUGUACCUGAAGUUCCUGAGGAAACAGUACCUGAAGUUUCUGAGGAAACAGUAGCCGAAGUUUCUGAGGAAACAGUACCUGAAGUUUCUGAGGAAACAGUACCUGAAGUUUCUGAGGACAUAGUACCUGAAGUACCUGAGGAAACAGUAGCCGAAGUUCCUGAGGAAACAGUACCUGAAGUUCCUGAGGAAACAGUACCUGAGGUUUCUGAGGAAACAGUAGCCGAAGUUCCUGAGGAAACAGUACCUGAAGUUUCCGAGGAAACAGUACCUGAAGUUUCCGAGGAAACAGUACCUGAAGUUUCUGAGGACAUAGUACCUGAAGUUCCUGAGGAAACAGUACCUGAAGUUUCUGAGGAAACAGUAGCCGAAGUUCCUGAGGAAACUGUACCUGAAGUUCCUGAGGAAACAGUACCUGAAGUUCCUGAGGAAACAGUAGCCGAAGUUUCUGAGGAAACAGUAGCCGAAGUUCCUGAGGAAACUGUACCUGAAGUUCCUGAGGAAACAGUACCUGAAGUUCCUGAGGAAACAGUACCUGAAGUUCCUGAGGAAACAGUACUUGAAGUUCCUGAGGAAACAGUACCUGAAGUUCCUGAGGAAAUAGUACCUGAAGUUUCUGAGGAAACAGUACCUGAAGUUUCUGAGGAAACAGUACCUGAGGUUCCUGAGGAAACAGUACCUGAAGUUUCUGAGGAAACACUACCCGAAGUUCCUGAGGACACAGUACCUGAAGUUUCUGAGGAAACAGUAGCUGAAGUUCCUGAGGAAACAGUACCUGAAGUUUCUGAGGAAACACUACCUGAAGUUUCUGAGGAAACACUACCUGAUGUUUCUGAGGAAACAGUACCCGAAGUUCCUGAGGAGACAGUACCUGAAGUUUCUGAGGAAACACUACCUGAAGUUUCUGAGGAAACACUACCUGAUGUUUCUGAGGAAACAGUACCCGAAGUUCCUGAGGACACAGUACCUGAAGUUUCUGAGGACACAGUACCUGAAGUUUCCGAGGAAACAGUAUCUGAAGUUUCUGAGGAAACAGUAGCUGAAGUUUCUGAAGAAACAGUACCUGAAGUUCCUGAGGAAACAGUACCUGAUGUUUCUGAGGAAACAGUACCUGAAGUUCCUGAGGACGCAGAAGCAGAGGUAGUUGAGGAGGAAGCACUUGAUGUUGCAACACCAGCUGAAAAAGAAGAGGUUGCUGAGGUCCUGGCACCAGAAGAUGAGGUUGUAGAGUCAGAGGAGGAAGUGGUAGAGAUUUAUGAAGUAGAACAAAUUGUUGAAGCUCCAGCAUCAGAUGAAGGUGAAGUUGAACCAGCAGCUGAACCAGAAUCAGAACUGGAAGAGCAUGUAACUGAAGUGACAGAAACAGGAGACGAGGUAGUUGAGGCUGCAGAAUCAGAAGAGGAGCAAGAAGGGGAUUCAGAACCAAGUGAAGAAAUGGUAGAGGUUGUAGAGCUAGCUCCAGAAACAGAACCAGAACCAGAACCAGAACCAGAGAAAGAGUCAGACGAAGUACCACUAGAUGCACCUGAAAUCCCACAGUCAGAUGAGGAUGUAGUUGAGGAUGUAAAACCAGAGGAAGAAGUGGUAGAGGUUCAAGUGCCAGAGGAAGACCUAGAGGACAUUUCUCAAGCACAAAUUCCACCAGAAGCUGAAGGAGAGGAGUUAGUUGAAAAUCCAAAACCAGAAGAAGCUUCAGAACCAGAGGAAGGCGCGAUUGAUGUUUUAACAUCAGCAGAGGAUCUGCCCGGGGUUUCAGAGCUAGAAUCAGACGAGGGGGUUGUAGUUGAAGUCACAGAACCAGUACUUGAGGAAGACAUAACUGAGCCACCAGCCGAAUCAAUUAAAAUCCUUCACCCCUUGGAUGAUGUGGACGAUCUUCACUUUAGAGAGGAUGCUGUUCAUGUUGUGGAAGAUGUCGAGUUCCUUCAGCCCAUCGGGCCUAACUAUAACCAGCCCCAUGAGGUAGAUAAUUUGCCCGUUAUACCAAUAGAGAUCCAGCCUUCUGAAGGAGACGAAGGUGAACCUGACCAUGAGUAUCCCAUCAUUGAUGACUUUUACAUUGAGGAGGAUGUUGACAGCAUGGACACUCAGGUGGAGAGUGAUACCGAUGCCGUCACAACAUCAGAAACAGACACGAGUGACCUGCAUUUUGAAACAACCUCUGAUAAAACAGAUGUGACAGCUCCAGACAACCAAGACACAUCAGAGGGCACUGAAGUCAAAGAAGACUUGCUGGAGGAGACACAAGAAAGUGAUUCAUCCCCUGAAAGUGUAACAGCAGUACCAGUUUCAGACUUCUUCCCCACACCUCCAGCAACUUCUCUCGAGUCUGAAGUGUCCUCACCCAGCCCAAAUAUAGACUCUGGACUCUUUGAGGUAGCGGAGCAAUCUGUAAUCUCCUCUGCUCCUGAGUCUUCAGAGGAUGACAGCACAGAGCCUGAGGAAGACUUGGAGCAAAUUGAGCCAAGCAUCGUAAUUAUGGAUGAAGACUUAGAAGAAGCAGUAGAGGAAGUAGUUGAAAGCCAAACUAGCCCACCGGCCACUAAUGAAGACGUCAUCGAUGUGACUAUAAAAGACUUGGCGGUGGAGCUGGACCAAAUAGACGUGGCAGUGACGGAGGCAAACGAGCUGCCGGACGAGGCGAGUGGCUUCCCGACAGUGGUUGAGGAACACCCCUCCAACAGCGUCACAGUCCCGCCUCCAGUGAGAUACCUGACUACGCCCGCCAUGACCACAGCCAGCCAUGGCAGGGAGCUGGUGGUGUUCUUCAGCCUGCGCGUCACCAACAUGGACUUCUCAGAGGACCUCUUCAACAAGACGUCGUCUGAAUACAGAUCCUUGGAGAGCACCUUCUUAAAUGUGCUAAUGCCUUACCUGCAGGCAAACCUGACCGGCUUCAAGAAACUGGAGAUUCUCAACUUCAGGAAAGGCAGCGUAGUCAUCAACAGCAAGAUGAAGUUUGCCAAGUCGGUGCCGUAUAACAUCACUGAGGCCGUCCACUGUGUCCUGGAGGAGUUCUGCUCCGCUGCUGCCCAGAACCUGCACAUCCAGAUCGACACCCACUCUCUGGACAUUGAACCAGCUGAUCAGGCCGAUCCCUGCAAGUUCAUGGCCUGCGACGAGUUUUCUAGCUGCGUGGUGAAUGGCCGGACGAAGGAGGCUCAGUGUCUGUGUGAGCCGGGCUACCAGUCGGUGGACGGCUUGCCCUGUCAGAGUGUGUGUGUCCUCCAGCCGGACUACUGUCAAGGAGGGGAGUGUCAUAUAGUUCGAGGACAUGGAGCCGUGUGCAGACACAAAGGCAGAUAUUCUCUCCCAGGCCUCGCCAGUUAAGAAAUAUAUAUCGGGAUUGGACGGCACCUGAGAAUACUACAAAAGCAGCAUCGAGUUGUUCAUGAGACGCAAACGAAGUCAAAGAAAGAG